AUGUCGUCCGGAGGCAGCGGCUUUCUCGGCCGCUCGACGAGCAACAACUCCAACAUGCGAGGCUUGGUGCAGUUCAUUGCCGAUUUAAGAAACGCAAGAGCGAGGGAAUUGGAAGAGAAGCGUAUCAACAAGGAGCUGGCCAACAUUCGAGCAGAUGGAAACCUCAGCGGAUACCACAAGAAGAAAUACGUGUGCAAGCUACUCUACAUUUACAUUCUCGGAUGGAACGUCGACUUCGGCCACCUCGAGGCGGUCAACCUCAUCUCGGCGAACAAGUACUCGGAGAAGCAGAUUGGUUACCUGGCCAUGACCCUCUUCCUGCACGAGAAGCACGAGCUGCUGCACUUGGUCGUCAACAGUAUACGAAAGGACUUGCUCGAUCACAAUGAGCUGUUCAACUGCUUGGCUCUCCACGCGAUUGCCAACGUUGGUGGCAGGGAAAUGGGAGAGGCUCUGAGUGGAGAGGUUCACAGGCUUUUGAUCUCGCCGACAUCUAAGGCAUUCGUCAAGAAGAAGGCCUCGCUGACCCUCCUCCGAUUGUACCGCAAGAACCCCGAUAUCGUCCAGCCGCAAUGGGCCGAGCGCAUCAUCUCUCUGAUGGACGACGUGGACAUUGGCGUGGCGCUAUCAGUCACAUCACUCGUCAUGACGCUCGCCCAGGACAACCUCAACCAGUACAAGGGCGCAUAUGCGAAGGCCGCUGCGAGGUUGAAGAGGAUACUGAUUGACGGAGAGUACACGCCCGAUUACCUCUACUACAAGGUUCCGUGCCCGUGGAUCCAGGUUAAGCUUCUGCGUUUGCUGCAGUACUUCCCUCCCUCAGACGACACACACGUUCGGGACAUGAUCCGUGAGUCGCUGCAGAAGAUCCUGAACCUCGCCAUGGAGCAGACCAAGAACGUGCAGCAGAACAACGCCCAAAACGCCGUUCUAUUCGAGGCCAUCAACUUGAUUAUUCACCUGGACAAUGAGAAUGCGCUGCUCAAGCAAAUCUCAUCUCGCCUCGGUCGCUUCUUGACCUCAAGAGAGACGAACGUUCGCUACUUGGGAUUGGAGGCGAUGACGCAUCUGGCGGCCCGCAUCGACACCCUGGAGCCCAUCAAGCAGCACCAAGAUGUCAUCAUCGGGUCUCUCAAGGACAGGGAUAUCAGUGUGCGGAGGAAAGGUCUCGACCUCCUUUACAGCAUGUGCGACUCAUCAAACGCCCAGGUCAUUGUCGGCGAGCUGCUGCACUACCUCCAAAACGCCGACUUCGCGAUCCGUGAGGAGAUGGUGCUCAAGAUUGCCAUUCUGACCGAGCGAUACGCCACCGAUGUUCAGUGGUACGUGGACAUCUCACUUCGUCUGAUCGCCAUGGCUGGCGAUCACGUAAGCGAUGAGGUGUGGCAGCGUGUCAUCCAAAUUGUGACGAAUAACGAGGAGUUGCAAGUUUACGCGGCCCAGCACUCCCUGCAUUACGUUAAAUCCGAUCACUGCCACGAGACGCUGGUCAAGAUCGGGGCAUACAUCUUGGGAGAGUUUGGUCAUCUUAUCGCAGACCAGCCCAAGUGCAGCCCAAUUGAGCAAUUCAUGGCUCUCCAAAGCAAGGUUGCCGCUUGCUCGUCAAGUACACGGGCCAUGAUCCUAUCUUGCUACGUCAAAUACGUCAACCUGUUCCCCGAAAUCAAGCCCCAACUCCUGAAGGCUUUCCAGGUGUUUAGCCACACUCUCGACUCUGAGCUCCAGCAAAGAGCAUGUGAGUACUUGACACUAGCGACGAUGCCGACAGACGACCUACUCCGGACUGUAUGCGACGAGAUGCCGCCAUUCCCCGAGAGACAAUCCGCACUGCUUGCUAGAGUGCAUCAGAAGCAUGCCAACACCAGUGAUAAGAGAACUUGGGUUGUGGGCGGCAAGGAUGCCAACGCGGACGUGGCAGAGCUCAAGAUGGCCAAGGACGGUGGUCUUAAGCGGACCUUCAGCACCAACGGCAAACCCCCAGCAAACGGCGCCAACGGCACGAAUGGUCAUGGCAACGGCGCGACCGACUUGGCCGGCAUCGACAUGUUGAACAUCGGUCCUGCAGAGCCGAAGACGAAGACCCCUAACCUGGCGAGUGCAGCUCACUUGUCUCCUAACUGGGAGGUCGGAUACAACAAGUUGCUCCUCAAGGGUGAGGGCGUCUUAUACGAAGAUGGCCAGAUCCAGAUCGGAGUGCGGUCCGAGUAUAGAGGCCAGAUGGCUUGUCUCAUCCUUUACUUCAAGAACAAGAUUCCCACGGCCCUCAGCUCUUUCACGACAACACUGGACCUCGACGAAGCGGAAAAGGGCAAGCUUACGUGGGAUGUGAAGAACCUGCCGGAAAGCACAAUCUAUCAGGCUGGACAAUCUCAGCAGGUCAUCAUGUUUGAGUGCAAGAGAGUAUUCGACAAGAGCCCCACGAUACGUAUCAGCUACCUCGCCGGUGCCUUGCAGGCUGUCACCCUCAAGUUGCCUCUCUCUGCCCACAAGUUUAUGGACCCCGCCGAUCUUACCGCCGAAGACUUUUUCAAGCGCUGGAAGCAGAUUGGCGGUGCGCCCCGUGAGGCUCAGGGCAUCUUUGGCCUGUCGCCCGGUAAAGGUGACAGAUCGAUCAAUGAGUUCUUCAUCAGACAGACGGUCGAAGGUUUCAGAUGGCGCAUUCUGGACGGCGUUGACCCCAACGCGAAGAACUUUGUCGGUGCUAGUGUUUUGCAUACCUCUGAAUCUGGCAAGUUUGGUUGCCUGAUGCGCCUGGAGCCGAACUACGGAACUCAGAUGAUCCGUCUCACCAUCCGAGCCACUGACGAGAGCGUCCCCGCAGCUCUGCUGAAGUUGAUGCAGGAGCGCCUCGCCGCUGGAUACACGCAAGAAAAGUUCCAAGCCCCGACCCCGAGUGAGAUCUCGGAUGCUUUCAGCAACAUCUUGGUCACAUAG
Molecule: messenger RNA, 2934 nt
Organism: Colletotrichum chrysophilum
Lineage: Eukaryota; Fungi; Ascomycota; Sordariomycetes; Glomerellales; Glomerellaceae
Exons: 6
Coding region: 1-2934 (977 amino acids)
Biological process (GO): intracellular protein transport; clathrin-dependent endocytosis
Cellular component (GO): AP-2 adaptor complex; membrane coat
Molecular function (GO): clathrin-cargo adaptor activity
Source: RefSeq, a predicted model, not a curated record